Molecule: messenger RNA, 351 nt
Organism: Rotaria sp. Silwood2
Lineage: Eukaryota; Metazoa; Rotifera; Eurotatoria; Philodinida; Philodinidae
Source: the annotation of a GenBank genome assembly
AUGAAUGUGUCCACUGUUGGUCUUACUAUCUUAAUUACUGCUCUUUUAUCAUUCUCAUCGGUUAAAUCUGAGCUACCGGCAUGCUUUCAAGGAAAGUUUCGACCCAUUGAAGGACCACCGGCAUUGGAUGCUUAUACUCAAAUCAAUAUAUAUUUGUAUCACGGCAGAAAGACCUAUCUUGUGAUACCUGCCUUCACGUAUAAUCAAAUGAUUUCUCUUUUCGACGAAGACUGCAAUUAUAUUUGUGCUCCUUUUGGUGGUUUUACAGGCCUUGGUGACGGUAAAUGCGUAGAUUUUAAAAGAGAUGCAAAACCAUCAGGUACUAUCUGGGCUGGUUUACCUUUUAAAUAA